AGGCUGACGGUCGAGAUCGCUCCCCUCCCUGCGCGCCCGCCCUCCCUCUGUGCUUAAGGAAAUGCUACCAGACACCCCCAGCAGACGCGCUCAGGCUGGGCGAGGAGCGGCCGCGGCGGCAGCAGCGAGGACAAGGGCACCAGGGGGCUUUCCUCCCCUCCUCCUCCUCCCGGUCCUCCUCCUUCGCAGCGGUGACUUUCCAGAUUGGUGAAUUUACCUGAGAAAUUGAGACUCAAGAUAAUGAGACCAUGUGACUAGGACCGAAAGGAGAUUUCCAGGUGCAGUCUUUGAAUUUUUUUAAAAGACAAUGGUAAUCAGACCUACCUGAAAAAUUAAGUGAAUUGAUUUGGUUGCAACAUUCUGUUACCCAUAGUUUAACCGCCAUAGCCGCCAGAUUCCCAGAAGCUGUACAUGAGUUCCUAUGGAGAGAGUUGGCAUCUUGGGAAGCAAAGCCGAGUGUGAUACAGUUCAUUGAUAUGAGGAUAACAGGAAGCAUCAAGACAAUCAUGCUCACAAGAACUCUAAACCAUUCAGGUCACUGUACAUUAGGAAAGCUGGUUGUUGAACUUUACUGCAGUUGAUGGGCAACUUUCCUUCUAGAAGAUUCACCAUCCCAAUUUCAUUCUGGUUGCAAAUAUUCCAAUGCCAUAAGAAAACUCUGUAGAUUUGCACUUUACUUUUGAAGAUGGACAUUUCUGUGAUGGAGAGAACUGUGAUAUAGGUUGGUUCAAGAACAUUCCCAUCCAAUGCCCAUUGACUGCGGUGUGGGUGUGGAAGGUUCUAGAGAGAAAGGAACAAUCAACACGUUUGCAGAGGACCUGGAACAUGGAAGCGACCUGGCUUUAAAAAAACAGCAGAGCCUUGGAGACACUCCCAUGAAUCAGCCUGGCUCUCCGGCAAACUAGCACUUAAUACCUUAUGUAACAAGAUGGACACUGGGGACAACGCUCUGGCACAAAAAGCUACCUCAAGGUCUGGAGAGACGGAUAACACAUCAGGUAGAUGGAGGCAGGAGCCAUCAGCUGUUAUUAAGAUGAGCGCCUUUGGCAGUCAGGAAGGACAGCGGCCACCACAACUAGAUCCUGAGCCAAUCGGAAACCCAGCCUCAGCCCAGCUGUUCGGUUCUGGGAAGCUGGCUUCCCCUGGCGACGUGGUCCAGCAGCAAGUCACGGAGAAGCAAUACCCACCGCACCGCCCGAGUCCUUACCCAUGCCAGCACUCCCUGUCUUUCCCUCAGCACUCAUUGCCGCAGGGGGUCAUGCGCAGCGAAUCCCAUCAGAGCCUCGAGGGCCCUCCCUGGCUCUUCCCUGGCUCUUUGCCACCGGUCGCUCCGGAGGACUUAUUCCCUUUUCCCAUCCAUGGCCACGGUGGUGGCUAUCCCAGAAAAAAGAUUUCCAGCCUGAACCCUGCUUAUAGCCAGUACUCCCAGAAAAGUAUCGAACAAGCAGAAGAGGCUCAUAAAAAGGAGCAUAAGCCCAAAAAACCGGGCAAGUACAUUUGUCCUUACUGUAGUAGGGCAUGUGCCAAACCCAGCGUUCUAAAAAAACACAUCAGGUCCCAUACUGGUGAGCGGCCGUACCCGUGCAUACCGUGUGGUUUCUCCUUCAAGACGAAGAGCAACCUGUACAAGCACAGGAAGUCACACGCCCAUGCAAUUAAGGCAGGGUUGGUACCUUUCACAGAGUCGGCUGUGUCUAAAUUAGACCUGGAGGCUGGUUUUAUUGAUGUGGAAUCAGAGAUCCAUUCAGAUGGCGAGCAGAGCACAGACACGGAUGAGGAGAGCUCUUUAUUCGCAGAAGCUUCAGACAAAAUGAGCCCUGGACCACCCAUCCCGUUGGACCUUGCCAGCAGAGGAAGCUACCAUGGGUCUUUGGAAGAAUCGUUGGGUGGUCCCAUGAAAGUCCCCAUCUUGAUCAUCCCCAAAAGCGGGAUACCACUACCUAGUGAAAGCUCUCAGUAUAUUGGCUCUGACAUGCUACCGAAUCCGUCUUUAAGUACAAAGGCCGAUGACUCUCACACAGUGAAACAGAAACUUGCACUGAGACUGUCAGAGAAAAAGGGGCAGGAUUCUGAGCCCUCUCUCAACCUUCUGAGCCCUCACAGCAAAGGAAGCACCGAUUCUGGCUACUUCUCUCGCUCAGAAAGCGCAGAGCAGCAAAUAAGCCCUCCCAACACAAAUGCAAAGUCUUAUGAAGAAAUUAUCUUUGGGAAAUACUGUCGACUCAGUCCAAGAAAUACGCUCAGUGUUACUCCCACUGGUCAGGAACGCACCACCAUGGGGAGACGGGGUAUCAUGGAACCAUUACCUCAUGUCAAUACCAGACUAGAUGUCAAGAUGUUUGAAGAUCCUGUCUCCCAGCUGAUCCCCAGCAAGGGAGAAAUGGACCCCACUCACACAGGCAUGCUGAAGCCCACCAAAUUCAACAGUGAGUACAGGCAACCACAGACCAUCCCAUCAUCUGUCAGGAGUGAAGGAAAACUUUACCCAGGAAAUUACACGGGCAGCAACCCAGUUCUCUUAGAGGCUCCUGUAGACUCUUCACCCCUUAUCAGAAGCAAUUCAAUGCCAACUUCUUCAGCAACUAACUUAAGUAUCCCUCCUUCCUUGAGAGGAAGUCACUCAUUUGAUGAAAGGAUGACUGGGUCUGAUGAUGUGUUCUAUCCGGGCACGGUGGGCAUACCCCCUCAACGCAUGCUAAGAAGGCAAGCGGCAUUUGAGCUGCCAUCUGUCCAGGAGGGGCACCUGGAGUCCGAGCAUCCUACCAGGAUGUCCAAGAGUCUGGCUGGCUCAUCCUUGAAGGAAAAGAAAUUGGUUCCUGGAGACAGGGCUGGGUAUGACUAUGAUGCCUGCCGUAAGCCUUAUAAGAAGUGGGAAGACAGGGACAUGUCUUGCUUAAGUACUUUCAAACAUGGAGGAGAAUAUUUUAUCGACCCCUCGGUGCCAAUGCAGGGGGUGCCAACCAUGUUUGGGACUACAUGUGAGAACAGGAAACGCCGAAAAGAAAAGAGUGUGGGAGACGAGGAGGAUACCCCCAUGAUAUGCGGUGGUGCAGGGAGCACGCCGGUGGGCGUGAUGACUUCAGAGUUCGACCUCAAAUCGCAGGAAGGAGGAAGGAGCGGCUUUGCCGUGGCUGGACACGAGAACCCUUCUCAUGGUUACUCUGAGCGCUUUGACCCAGGUCGGCCCCAGCUGCCAUCUGGAAGUCCGUCUCUUGGGUCAGAAGAGUCAUCCUCCGCUGCUGAUUCUGACAAGAUGUCAGACCUGGGCAGGAAACCUCCUGGAAAUGUGAUUUCGGUGAUUCAGCACACAAACUCGCUGAGCCGGCCCAAUUCCUUUGAAAGAUCCGAGUCAGCUGAACUGGUGGCCGGUGCACAGGACAAGGCCCCCUCGCCUUCAGAGACGUGUGACAGUGAGGUCUCAGAAGCUCCGGUGAGCCCGGAGUGGGCUUCGCCUGCGGAUGGUGCAGAGAGUGGGGGCAAACCAGCCCCUUCCCAGCAGGUGCCACAUCAGCCCUAUCACACGCAGCCCAGGCUGGUUCGCCAGCACAACAUUCAGGUUCCUGAAAUCAGAGUCACUGAGGAGCCUGACAAACCUGAGCGGGAGAAGGAAUCUCAGAGCAAAGAGCCAGAGAAGCCUGUGGAGGAAUUCCAGUGGCCCCAGAGAAGCGAGACCCUCUCCCAGCUCCCGGCUGAGAAGUUGCCCCCCAAGAAGAAGCGCCUGCGGCUCGCAGAUAUGGAGCACUCCUCCGGGGAGUCCAGCUUCGAGUCCACAGGCACUGGCCUCUCUCGCAGCCCCAGCCAAGAAAGCAACCUGUCCCACAGCUCCAGCUUCUCCAUGUCUUUUGAAAGAGAAGAAAACCUCAAGUUGUCUGUGCCUCCCAAGCAAGACGAGAGUGGGAAGCACUCCGAGUUUUUGACCGUUCCUGCCAGUUCCUACUCACUGUCAGUUCCAGGCCAUCACCACCAAAAGGAAAUGCGUCGCUGCUCCUCUGAGCAGAUGCCCUGCCCUCACCCAACAGAAGUCCCAGAAAUUCGGAGCAAAUCGUUCGAUUAUGGGAAUCUGUCCCAUGCCCCUGCGGCAGGUGCCUCGACUUCAACAUUAUCACCCUCCCGGGAGAGGAAGAAAUGCUUUCUGGUGCGGCAGGCUUCCUUUAGUGGCUCCCCGGAAAUCGCCCAAGGUGAAGCCGGCAUGGACCCCAGCGUCAAGCAUGAACAUUUGGAGCAGUUGCACGCGGGUCUCAGGGCUGCGUGGUCCUCGGUGCUUCCUCCUCUGCCUCCAGCAGAUGACCCUGCAAAGCAGGUGGUGGGUCCUUGUGCGCCCCUGAGCUCAGGGCCACUCCACUUGGCCCAGCAACAGAUGAUGCACAUGGACAGUCAGGAAUCUUUGAGAAAUCCCUUGAUGCAGCCAACAUCCUACAUGACACGCAAGCACGUCGCUGAACAGCCGGGUCUGUUUCCACAUCAAGACACAAUCCCAUUUUCUCCAGUCCAGAACGCCUUGUUUCCAUUUCAGUAUCCUACCGUCUGUAUGGUUCAUUUGCCAGCUCAGCAGCCUUCCUGGUGGCAGACCCAUUUCCCCCAUCCCUUUGGUCCACACCCUCAGAAGAGCUACAGCAAGCCUUCUUUUCAGGCAGAUAUUCAUGCUAGCUACCCCUUGGAGCACAUUGCAGAACACACUGGAAAGAAACCUGCCGAUUACACACACACAAAAGAGCAGACUUACCCGUGCUAUUCAGGAACGUCAGGGCUACAUUCAAAGUUUCCAUUGGAAGCCAGCAGUCAAUCCACCGAAUCCUCCUCUGAGCCGCUGCUUCAAGAAGACUUUGCCUCCGCGAGUGCUGGGCCUUUGCAGUCGCUCCCGGGAACAGUGGUUCCUGUUCGAAUCCAGACCCACGUCCCAUCCUAUGGAAGUGUUAUGUAUACAAGCAUAUCCCAGAUACUUGGACCGAACAGUCCUGCCAUUGUCAUAUGCAAAGUUGAUGAGAAUAUGACCCAAAGAACACUGGUAACCAACGCAGCCAUGCAAGGGAUAGGCUUUAACAUCGCCCACGUGUUCGGGCAACAUACAAGCUUGGAAAAGUACCCUCUUUGGAAAGUACCUCAGACCUUGCCCCUGGGCUUAGAGUCCUCCAUCCCCCUGUGUUUACCUUCCACCUCUGACAGCGCCGCUUCCCUGGGAGGCAGCAAAAGGAUGCUGUCCCCAGCCAGCAGCUUGGAGCUCUUCAUGGAAACAAAGCAGCAGAAACGGGUGAAAGAAGAAAAGAUGUAUGGGCAGAUCGUGGAGGAGCUCAGCGCCGUGGAGCUGACCAACUCAGACAUCAAGAAGGGCAUCUCUCGGCCCCAGAAACCUCAGCUGGUGAGACAGGGCUGCGCUUCAGAGCCAAAGGAUGGCUUGCAGUCACGGUCAUCUUCCUUCUCCUCUCUGUCUCCCUCCUCAUCUCAAGACCAUCCAUCUACCAGUGGGCCCUCCAGGGAGCCUUUUCUUCCUAGCAGAGAGAUGCUUUCUGGCUCCAGGGCACCCCUUCCACAGCGGAAGUCCAGUGGGCCCACGGAUAGCCGAGAGUCCUCAGAUGAACUGGACAUCGAUGAGUCAGCAUCAGACAUGAGCAUGAGCCCUCAGAGUUCUUCACUGCCAUCAGGGGACGGUCAGCAGGACGAGGAAGGGAAGGCCCGCAAGAUGCCCAUUGGCAUGCUGGUCCACAUGGCCUCCAGCCCCAGUGGGAACGUGGCAAACUCCGCUCUUCUUUUCACAGAGGUGGCUGAUUUCCAGCAGGUUCUUCAGUUCCCCAGUCUGCGGACAACCACCACCGUGAGUUGGUGCUUCUUGAAUUAUACAAAACCCAGUUUCAUGCAGCAGGCCACCUUCAAGUCCUCCGUGUAUGCGUCAUGGUGCGUUAGUUCCUGUAACCCAAACCCAUCAGGAUUGAACACCAAGACCACGCUGGCUCUGCUGAGAUCCAAGCAAAAAAUCACCGCAGAAAUUUACACUCUGGCUGCUAUGCACAGGCCGGGAACAGGCAAGCUGACGUCAUCCAGUGCCUGGAAGCAGUUUGCACAGAUGAAACCUGAUGCACCCUUCUUAUUUGGCAGCAAACUAGAAAGGAAAUUAGUGGGAAAUAUCUUAAAGGAAAGGGGGAAAGGAGAUAUUCAUGGAGAUAAAGAGAUUGGAUCCAAACAAACUGAGCCAAUCCGAAUUAAAAUCUUUGAAGGAGGGUACAAAUCAAAUGAAGACUACGUGUAUGUCAGAGGACGUGGACGUGGGAAGUAUAUUUGCGAAGAGUGUGGGAUUCGCUGCAAGAAGCCAAGCAUGCUCAAAAAACACAUACGCACACACACUGAUGUCCGGCCUUAUGUAUGCAAGCUGUGUAAUUUCGCCUUCAAAACGAAAGGAAACUUAACAAAACAUAUGAAAUCUAAAGCACACAUGAAAAAAUGCCUAGAGCUGGGAGUCUCAAUGACGUCAGUGGAUGAUACGGAAACUGAGGAAACAGAAAACAUGGAAGAUUUGCACAAAGCUUCAGAGAAGCACAGUAUGUCCAGCAUUUCAACGGAUCACCAGUUCUCAGAUGCCGAGGAGUCGGAUGGUGAAGAUGGAGAUGACAAUGAUGACGAUGAUGAAGACGAUGAUGACUUCGAUGACCAGGGAGAUUUGACACCCAAAACGAGAUCAAGAAGCACCAGUCCUCAGCCGCCUAGGUUCUCCUCCUUGCCUGUGAAUGUCGGCACCGUACCCCAUGGAGUUCCUCCGGAUAGCUCCUUGGGACACUCAUCUCUGAUCAGCUAUUUGGUUACUUUGCCGAGUAUACAGGUUACUCAGCUCAUGACACCCAGUGACGCCUGUGAAGAUACCCAGAUGACGGAAUACCAGAGGCUGUUCCAGAGCAAGAGUACAGACUCGGAACCAGACAAAGACAGGUUAGACAUACCCAGCUCCAUGGAUGAAGAGGCCUUGCUGUCCUCAGAGCCCAGCUCCUCCCCGAGGGACUUCUCCCCCUCAAGCCGCCAUUCCUCACCGGGAUAUGACUCUUCGCCCUGUCGAGAUAACUCUCCAAAGAGGUAUCUGAUACCUAAAGGAGAUUUGUCACCCAGAAGACAUUUGUCACCUAGGAGAGAUCUGUCACCCAUGAGGCAUCUGUCACCAAGAAAGGAAGCUGCCUUGAGGAGAGAGAUGUCCCAAGGAGAUAUUUCACCAAGGAGGCAUUUGUCCCCAAGGAGGCCAUUGUCUCCUGGAAAAGACAUCACCAUGGUAAGAAGAGACCUGUCUCCCAGAAGAGAGAGAAGAUACAUGGCCACCAUCAGAGCACCAUCUCCCAGAAGGGCUUUAUAUCAUAACCCACCGUUACCCAUGGGGCAGUAUCUGCAAGCAGAGCCAAUUGUAUUGGGGCCUCCUAAUCUAAGAAGAGGAUUACCUCAGGUUCCCUACUUUAGUCUCUAUGGAGACCAAGAAGGUGCUUAUGAACAUCAAGGCUCCAGCCUUUUCCCUGAGGGUCCUAAUGACUAUGUCUUCAGUCAUCUUCCACUCCACUCUCAGCAGCAAGUGCGAGCUCCUAUCCCCAUGGUGCCAGUGGGGGGGAUCCAAAUGGUUCACUCCAUGCCCUCGGCCCUUUCCAGUUUACAUCCUCCACCCACAUUGCCUCUGCCCAUGGAGGGCUCUGAGGAGAAGAAAGGAGCGUCUGGGGAGGCCUUCGCCAAGGAUCCCUAUGCUCUUUCCAGGCAGCACGAGAAGCAGCGAGGGCCUCAUGCUUUGCAGUCAUCUGGUCUACCCAGCACUCCUUCCUCUCCCCGGCUCCUGAUGAAACAGAGCACUUCAGAAGACAGCCUGAAUGCCACAGAAAGGGAACAGGAGGAAAACAUACAGACUUGUACGAAAGCCAUCGCCUCUCUCCGGAUUGCCACAGAAGAGGCAGCUCUGCUCGGGGCCGAUCAGCCCAUCCGGGUGCAAGAGCCCCACCAGAAACCCUUGGAAAGUGCACAUGUUAGCAUGAGACACUUUAGCGGGCCUGAGCCAGGACUUCCCUGUACCUCAGGCUCCCGCCCUGACUUGCAUGACGGUGAAAAGGACAGUUUUGGUACAUCACAGACUGCAUCAGCUCACUCCACGUUUUACAGCAAGAGUUGUGUGAACGAGAAGCAGACGAACUUUCACAGCAGCAAGGACUUAUCUACAAGCACAGAGGAAGGCAAUGAACCUUCAUCGGAAAAGCAAUUACAUUGAUCUGAGAUGCAUGGAGACAUUCAUUUCCACAUUUCUACCCCUCCCCUCACACACCUUUUUUUGUUUUUGUUUUUUUCUAGGAAUAGAGGUAAACAAGUUUAUAGCAUGCCUGUCCUAAGUUGCAGUAGUU
Jaculus jaculus (lesser Egyptian jerboa) is the source of this 8345-nucleotide messenger RNA. RefSeq names its product HIVEP zinc finger 2 (gene Hivep2). Lineage: Eukaryota; Metazoa; Chordata; Mammalia; Rodentia; Dipodidae. Gene Ontology annotation, biological process: regulation of transcription by RNA polymerase II. Gene Ontology annotation, cellular component: nucleus. The record is from RefSeq and is a predicted model, not a curated record. Bases 929 to 8215 code for a protein of 2428 amino acids. Gene Ontology annotation, molecular function: RNA polymerase II cis-regulatory region sequence-specific DNA binding; DNA-binding transcription factor activity, RNA polymerase II-specific. The transcript is spliced from 11 exons.